AUGUGUCCGCUUUUCUAUUCUAGACCGUGUGUUAUCCGUUCUGGCACCAGAGAAGUGCAUAACAAAUUGGAGAAAAAUCGACGAGCGCACCUGAAAGAAUGCUUCGAAUUAUUAAAGAGGCAGCUACCGUCGCAGGAAGAGAAAAAGUCGUCGAAUCUUUCGAUUCUUCACGCCGCGAUCAGGCACAUACAGAUGCUAAGACGGAAGGAACGGGACUACGAACACGAAAUGGAAAGGCUCGCCAGGGAAAAAAUCGCCGCUCAACAAAGAUUAUUAGCCCUGAAGAAGGAACUCGCUGCUACUUGGGAUCACAUUGAUUUUAAUACUCUUUUACCGGAACAGAAUACGACUGCGGAUGUCGCGGCCACGAGAAGUGAAAAUAUGGAAGUUGACGUAACUGGGCUAGCUCGGGGUGGUACGAGGUAUAGUAGUACCAGCAGUCUGAGUAGCGCAGCUACGGCUAAUUCGCCGCAGACGCUUCAAAACACCAGCGCAACUUCCAAUAUUCAUAAUCAGAUUGCCACGGCGGCUGUCGUUUGUCAAGCUCAGGGUAUGAACCUUGCGCCAAGUUCCAGGGAGAGUCCACCUGCGAGCUCGAGUCCUGGAACGCCCGCACCUAGCAUUCCUACUCCAGCACAGGUUUGUUCCAUGAGGUUUAAUCCUUUAAGGUACUUACACACGUAUUAACUGAUACCUAAAUUGUAUCAUGAG
Messenger RNA from Frieseomelitta varia, 711 nucleotides. RefSeq names its product max-binding protein MNT-like. Gene Ontology annotation, molecular function: DNA-binding transcription factor activity, RNA polymerase II-specific; RNA polymerase II cis-regulatory region sequence-specific DNA binding; protein dimerization activity. Lineage: Eukaryota; Metazoa; Arthropoda; Insecta; Hymenoptera; Apidae. The record is from RefSeq and is a predicted model, not a curated record. The coding region runs from base 1 to 687 and encodes 228 amino acids. Gene Ontology annotation, biological process: regulation of transcription by RNA polymerase II. The transcript has 3 exons.